GAGAUGCACAGGUAGCUAGCGAAGGGCUCCCGCUAGUCUACCUAGCGACACUCUUGUCUCUGCGCGAUACGCUUGAAGUGUGUGGAGGUGAGAGUCUCGGAGAAUCCACCCCGCAGCACCGCAUCCCGCUCAGGUCACCUUAGCGCUCCACAUACCGGCAUUUUCCGACCCCCGUCUCCGAAGAUGAUACUUGGCAAACGAAGAGCUGCAGUCAUGUCCCUCUCGGUGGCGAUACUCGGAGCCCUGAUGCUGCAGUCCGUCUCCUCUCAGAACGAGCCGUCCAUUUCGGCCUCUGAACACGCCACACUUCCUGUGGAAGGCGACUCUUACAUACUGCAGUGCAACCUGACCAGCGCCCACAGUGUGCACCAGGAGAGCUACUGGAUGAAGAACGGGGAGGAGAUCCCGGAAACACGCAGCCCAAAUAGGAACACUGAGUACAAGCUGAGAAAACCAAAAGGAGACGCCGCCGGAUGGUACAUGUGUGUCUACACCUUCGAGAUGGCUCCUCCAGCAAACGCCACCAUAGAAGUUAAAUCUGCUCCUGACAUUACAGGCCACAAGCGCAGUGAGAAUAAAAACGAGGGCCAACUUGCUGUACUCUACUGUAAGUCUGUGGGCUACCCUCACCCUGUCUGGACCUGGCGUAAGUUAGACAACGGCAUUCCCAGGGAAAUUGACAACUCAAGCGGCCGUUUCUUCAUCAGCAGCAGAGACAACUACACCGAGCUCAACAUUGUCAACCUGGACAUUAACGUGGAUCCGGGCGAGUACCACUGCAAUGCCACCAACAUGCUCGGCAGCCGCGAUGAGAUGAUCGUGCUGAGGGUUCGCAGUUACUUGGCCCCCUUAUGGCCUCUUCUGGGGGUGUUGGCCGAGAUCAUCAUCCUGAUCGUCAUCAUCGUUGUUUAUGAGAAGCGCAAGAAGCCAGACGAUUUACAAGACGAUGAUGACCCUACAGGUCCAGUCAAAACUAAUUCAACCAACAACCACAAAGACAAGAAUCUCCGCCAGAGGAAUACAAACUGAGCAGCCUGUCUGCUGAGUUUCAUUACACAUGUAUUGACCAUAUGAAGGUAAACGAGAAGGGCGUCCAUACCAGUUGUUGCCACGACGAGUAUGGUUGUGGAGGAGUUCAAUGAGGCAUGCCUUAUGAUUUUGUUGUGUGGGGGUGCGAAUAUGGAUUAUGAAACUGUUAACAUUAUAACCAUUGUUGCUGCAUGCAGUUGUUGAUGUUAAAGAUUUAUUUCCCCUCUUAUCCACUAAUUUUACAUUUUUACUGCUUCAAAAAUAAUGCAUGCAAGAUGUUGACCUUCUGUUUGAUACAGAAACGGCUUUUUAAAUUGUUGUUUUGCUCUUCUCUGAGACUGGCUUUAUUUAGACAAUCUGUACUGUGUGUUCUAGAGGAAAAACAAAACUUGGCAAUGUAAAAAAAAAUGCCACCAUAAUCUUGGUUGACAGUUGUGUACAGUUUUAUCAAACCACUGCAUACCAUUUUAUCAGAAAAUAUAUAUUGCAUUUUAAGGGCUUUGCAACGUCCCUCUAAAUUUGAAUAAGAUGUACUUUACUGUAUGUAUUAAAUCACUAUAACUAUGUAUCAGAUCACCAUUAAUAUAAAGACGAUUCAUAUGAUAUGAUGCACUUAAAUGUUGAGGAUAAUGAAAAACUGUAUAAACCGACUUUAGGAAAUCUGUACUUAUAAUUCUGACAUAUUGUUUUAUAAUCAUGUGUAUUGUACAGCAUGGCUAUUAUCCUAUGCAAUUAUUCUCCAUAUCAAUAUAUUGAAAACCAUUGCCGCUUUUGAUUUCUCUGUGACAAAGCUUUAAACUAGGAUCACCGUAGAGCGUUGAUGGCGUACUACACAGCUGCUGCAUGACUUCUCUAGUGCUAGCGUGGGAGGUGGUGAACGAAGCCCACGUCAGGACGGAUACAUGUGAAGCAAU
Molecule: messenger RNA, 1943 nt
Organism: Cyclopterus lumpus (lumpfish)
Lineage: Eukaryota; Metazoa; Chordata; Actinopteri; Perciformes; Cyclopteridae
Product: neuroplastin-like
Exons: 8
Coding region: 184-1029 (281 amino acids)
Source: RefSeq, a predicted model, not a curated record